Molecule: messenger RNA, 973 nt
Organism: Ilex paraguariensis (yerba mate)
Lineage: Eukaryota; Viridiplantae; Streptophyta; Magnoliopsida; Aquifoliales; Aquifoliaceae
Source: the annotation of a GenBank genome assembly
GAUAGUGAGUCCCAAUAAAUACUGGGACCCACAGUGAAGUCAAUAGUUUUAAUUAUCAAAUCUAACUUUUAAAUUUAUUUUUUAAAUUUAUAUAAAAUUGCUUGUAUAUAAAUAGCAACAAAUUGAUCGUAUAUAAAUAGCAACAAAGCUUUAAGAAUGACGAACACAAGAGGACGAAGGAGAGCAAGGUAAUGGAGAAGAGUGGGAGGCAUUUUGUGCUGGUUCAUGGAGCUUGUCAUGGGGCAUGGUGUUGGUAUCGGGUGGCGACGCUGUUGAGAGCGGCGGGUCAUAGAGUCACCGCCCUCGACCUAGCUGCUUCUGGGAUUAACCCAAAGCAGCUGUAUGAGCUCCAUACCAUCUCAGACUACCUCGAGCCAUUGUUGUCAUUCAUGGCGGCGCUACCAUCGGAAGAAAGGGUUGUUUUGGUGGGGCACAGCGCCGGAGGGAUUGCCAUUUCAGUUGCUAUAGAAAGGUUCCCUCAAAAAGUUGCUGUUGCCGUUUUUGCCACCGCUUUCAUGCCUGGUCCUGACCUCACUGUUCAAGCUAUCCUUGAUGAGACGGUUCAAGGAUUGGACUAUUACAUGGACAGCAAAUUGACAUUCGACCAAGAGCAGCGUGUAACCUCUGUCUUAUUAGGCCCCAAGAAGUUAUCAACCAAGUUGUAUCAACUCUCUCCACCCGAGGUGAGUGUUUCCCUAAGAUCUUAAAUAUAUACAUAGUUGUGCGUGCUGGAUUUUGCAUAAUAUAAAAACGAGAACAGAUCUCUCCUUUGGUGAACUCGAAUGAAUCGGUGGAGUGAUCAGCCACGCUGCUUGGAACAGCUUGUGAAAUCCUGUGGUAACCUAAAACGGUAAUGGGAGACCCUCGUGGAUCAAAGGAACGAUCCAGUAAGGCUGAAGAAAGAUUCCUGGAACAAAGAAGAACAAGUUAGAAGGGCGCCGGAGUGUUUUCUGGCGUAUCCCCUCCGACGGUC